CACUGGGCAAACACUGGUUGAAUCAACGUUGUUUCCACGUAAUUUCAACGUUGAACCAACGUGGAAUAUACGAUGAAUUGACAUCUGCACCCAGUGGGAAGGCUAAGUUCCAGAACGCACUGAGAACUGUCAAGUCAAGCCUUUUGCUUUCAUUUCCAUAUUAUGAAAGACAAUAGCGGUGCUUAUUACUGCGCAUUUGAGGUGUGCGCCAUUCGGGUCACUGAAUCUCGUUUUGACUUUCUAUUAUGGCGAGUCGCCGACGACAUCACAACCGAACGCACCUCAGCAGUAGAAUGAUGGUUAAAGCUAUGUAAAAUAUUCCCAUUCUCGUCGGGUAAAGCGAUGUCAUAGGCUACUGACGGAGAACCAUGAUUUGCAGAGAAUAUAUUUUGGAUAGUCUACUUUGCGAGAGCAAGAGUGUGUGGCUGUCUGUCAAGCAUGGAGUCGCUUUGGCGCGCUAAAGCAUCGUGGAUAAGAUGAUUGUCAGUUAUUUCACGUAGCGAAGCGAACACCAAACAAGACUCACAGCUACAAAAAUCCAAAUUUGUAGCGGACUUCAGAAAGACGGGUAGGGUGCGCGCCCACCGGUUGCUGUGAUGAAACCCUCUCCGGGCAACGGGGUGAACCUCCAGACUCAUCGAGAAGAUUUGGUGUCCAACGGAGGCUGCGGAAUGUCAGACACCGUUACAGCUGUCCAAACCGACACUGGUCCCGGAUCCCCCAUGACUGACAAGCCGGGAGCAGGAGGAGAUACAGACGCCAAAGGAAUCCCGCGGCGGAGCAGUAUUAUCAAGUCUGGUUCUCGUGCUGGUCGUGAGAGAAAGAAGACGGUCUCCUUCAGCAGCAGUCUCUCUGAGAGGAAGAUCAGCAGCGCUGCAGACUGCAUCAGUGCUAUGGUGAGGGGUACUGAGCUGCGGAAGGUGCGCUCCAACUCACGGGUCUACCAACGCUACUACCUGCUGGAGUCAGGUCUGCAGGCCCUGCGAUGGGAGCCCUCCAAGAAGGAGUCAGACAAGGCCCGCAUCGCCGUCUCCUCCGUCAGAGAGGUCCGCACCGGCCGCAACACAGAGACAUUUAGGACUAACGGCAUCUAUGACCAGAUCUCUGAGGACUGUGCCUUCUCUAUCAUCUACGGAGAGACCUAUGAAGCUCUGGACCUGGUAGCUAACUCUGCAGAGGUGGCCAACGUUUGGGUAACUGGCCUGAGGUAUCUGAUUCUGUAUGGGAAGCAUGCCAUGGACAUGAUAGCCAGCAGUGAGGACAGCCUUCGUCUCGUCUGGCUAGCAGAGAUGUUCUCCUCUAAGGUUGUUUCAAAUGGACAGGGGGGAAGAGAGGAGGGGAUCAGCUUGCGGUCAGCUAUAGGACUGAUCAAGAGUGUUAACCCUGGAGUGAGGAGUGGGAAAGUAGAACGCAGGUUUAAGGAGCUCCAUCGAAUCAAAGAGAGGACGAGUGGGGCUCGGACAACUGGAGUUGGAACUGAUGUUGGUGCUGUGGCUGGACCUGAAGCAAUGGUUGGUACUUCAGUUGUAGCUGGAGCUGGGACUGGUUCUGGGGAUGGAAUUGAGAUGGGUAAAGGAGAUGGGGCUGGGACUAGAACUGAGGUGGUUUGUGAAGGAGAUGGGGCUGGGACUAGAACUGAGGUGGUGGGUGAAGGAGAUGGGGCUGGGACUAGAACUGAGGUGGUGGGUAAAGGAGAUGGGGCUGGGACUAGAACUGAGGUGGUGGGUAAAGGAGAUGGGGCUGGGACUAGAACUGAGGUAGUCGGUAAAGGACAUGGGGCUGGGACUAGAACUGAGGUAGUCGGUAAAGGAGAUGGGGCUGGGACUAGAACUGAGGUAGUCGGUAAAGGAGAUGGGGCUGGGACUAGAACUGAGGUAGUCGGUAAAGGAGAUGGGGCUGGGACUAGAACUGAGGUAGUCGGUAAAGGAGAUGGGGCUGGGACUAGAACUGAGGUAGUCGGUAAAGGAGAUGGGGCUGGGACUAGAACUGAGGUAGUCGGUAAAGGAGAUGGGGCUGGGACUAGAACUGAGGUAGUCGGUAAAGGAGAUGGGGCUGGGACUAGAACUGAGGUAGUCGGUAAAGGAGAUGGGGCUGGGACUAGAACUGAGGUAGUCGGUAAAGGAGAUGGGGCUGGGACUAGAACUGAGGUAGUCGGUAAAGGAGAUGGGGCUGGGACUAGAACUGAGGUAGUCGGUAAAGGAGAUGGGGCUGGGACUAGAACUGAGGUAGUCGGUAAAGGAGAUGGGGCUGGGACUAGAACUGAGGUAGUCGGUAAAGGAGAUGGGGCUGGGACUAGAACUGAGGUAGUCGGUAAAGGUAACACAGACAACAGAAAAGGAGAAAUAGAGGACAUGGUCACCAAGGAGGAGUUCAUUGAGGUAUUUCACGAACUUUGCACCCGACCGGAGAUCUACUUCCUGCUUGUGCAGUUCUCUAGCAACAAGGAGUUCCUGGAUACCAAGGAUCUGAUGAAGUUCCUGGAGGCUGAGCAGGGCGUGGCUCAGGUGACUGAAGACACCAGUCUGGAGCUCAUACAAUCCCACGAGCCGUCGGAGGAGGGCCGUCGCCAGGGCUGCCUCUCAUUGGACGGUUUCACCAGCUAUCUCACCUCUCUGGAGUGCCACCUGUUUGACCCGGAACACAGCCAGGUGUGCCAGGACAUGAGCCAGCCCUUAUCCCACUACUACAUCAACUCCUCCCACAACACCUACCUCAUCGAGGACCAGUUCAGGGGGCCCACUGACAUCACCGGCUACAUCCGGGCUUUAAAGAUGGGCUGCAGGUGUGUGGAGGUGGACGUGUGGGACGGCCCUGACGACGAACCCGUGGUUUAUACUGGUUACACCCUCACCUCGCCUGUCCUGUUCCGCUGUGUCCUGGACGUGAUUGGGUGCUUUUCAUUCGCAGCGUCAGAGUGUCCUCUAAUCCUGUGCUUGGAGAACCACUGCUCCCCCCGCCAGCAGAGAGUCAUGCUCCAGCACCUGAGGAGGAUACUGGGAGAGAGGUUGUACACGGAGCCCCUCAGGGAAGGGGAGGGGUACCUGCCCUCACCCCAUGCCCUGAGGGGCAAGAUCCUGCUGAAGGGGCAGAAGUUGGAGGAGGGGUGCGGUGAGACCGAGGGGGAUGUGACUGAUGAAGACGAGGGGGCGGAGAUGUGCCAGAGGAUGAAGGCUGGUAACAGUGAAGGAGGAGGAGGGGCUCCCUCUAAACGGUUCCAGCUUCUGAAGGAGCUCUCGGACUUGGUGACUCUGUGCAAGUCGGUACGCUUCACGGACUUCCAGAAGUCUUUCUCUACCCAGAAACCCUGGGAGUUCUGCUCGUUCAACGAGACCCUAGCGGUUCGCUGCGCCAGCGAGUGCCCAGGAGACUUUGUCAACUACAACAAGCGCUUCCUGUCGCGGGUCUACCCCAGCGCCAUGCGCAUCGACUCCAGCAACAUGAACCCACAGGACCUGUGGAAGUGCGGUUGCCAGAUUGUGGCUAUGAACUACCAGACGCCCGGGUUGAUGAUGGACCUAAACAUCGCCUGGUUCCGCCAGAACGGGAAUUGUGGGUACGUGCUGCGACCCGCCAUCAUGCGACAGGAGGUUUCAUAUUUCAGCGCCAAUACAAGAGAAUCUGUGCCGGGUGUGUCCCCUCAGCUGCUCCAUGUUAAGGUGAUCAGUGGUCAGAACUUGCCCCGUCCGAGUGGUUCUGGAGCUAAAGGAGAUGUGGUGGACCCGUACGUCUACGUGGAGAUCCACGGUAUCCCUGCUGACUGUGCCGAGCGCCGCACCCGCACGGUGGUGGAGAACGGAGACAACCCCAUCUUCGACGAGAGCUUUGAGUUCCAGAUCAACCUGCCCGAGCUGGCCAUGGUGCGCUUCGUGGUGCUGGAUGAUGAAUUCAUAGGGGACGAGUUCAUAGGUCAGUAUACCAUUCCCCUGGAGUGCUUACAGCCAGGCUACCGGCACGUACCAUUACAUUCUCUGACGGGGGAGGACCUCCCGUAUGCCCGGCUGUUCGUCCAUGUGGCUCUCACCAACCGGAGAGGAGGGGGCAAGUCCCACAAGCGGGGGCUGUCUGUGCGAAAGGCGAGGCGAGGGAGGGAGUACGCUGCACUCAGGGACCUGGGGGUCAAAGCCUUGGAUGAUGUUUUCAAAAUGGCGGCCCCGUCAUUGAAGGAAGCCACAGACAUGCGGGAGAACAUGCAGAACUCGGUGGCAGUGUUCAGGGAUCUGUGUGGGGUGUCAGCGGUGGCUAACCUCAUGCAGUGUGUGUUGGCCCUGGGGUCCCGAGUUGCGGGGGCUGAUGGGGCCCCCCUGUUGCUGUUUGAGCUGAAGGAGCAGUACCCCUCCAUGGAGUCUCAGGGGCCCCUGCCAGACGUCCUACGCAGGGUGGUGUCCACUUACGAAACGAUGAUCCAGGCGAGCAGAGCGGUGAUCGAGCUGUCAGACGGAGUCUACGACAGGAUCCUACAGAUACAGACAACAGCCAUGGAGUUCCAUGAGAAGUUAAAGCCCAUGGCAGUGAAGGAGGGGCUUAAAGGUCGUAAGGUCACCAGAGCUGUGGAGAGUUUCAGCUGGAACAUCACCAUACUGAAGGGGCAGGCAGACCUGCUGAAACGGGCUAAGACUGAGGUGCAGGAGAACAUAAAGCAGGUCCACUACGCUGCCCUGACCUCUAACCUCAGUAAGGGCGGGACAGGAGAGACAACUCACACCCGGCGCAGCCUGGACGCCCCUCCUUCAGUGUCGGGUACAGCUCCGGCAAGAAGUUUCCCUUAGGCACAGACAGGUCAAGGAACAGUUUACCUGUCUGAAAUUAUAUAUUGAACCAUAAGGGGGAAAUGUAAAAUCUGACCGUAGGUCAGUUUCUAAGAGCACAAUCGUCCUAUUCUGAGGAUUGGCAGGGUGAUAAGAAUUUGCUACAUUCGUUCUAUAGUGAUAGGCUCCUUCUGCAUCUCACUCGGGGGCUGCUGGAGAUUAGUCUGCCAUUUCCUCCACACAACGAUGAGGAGGAAGGAAGAUGGACACAGUUGAAGAGAAAAACUCCUGUUAUAGCACUGGAGGAGGAGUAAUGUCAAAGACACUGGAGACAGGAAUGUAGAGAGGAAUGAAGGAAUGAGGUCUGAGAGAAAGAGAGAGACAAUCAGACUGCCCUGUCCCCUAAGUAUGCAGCUGUAAAUAAGAAAUGUUUAAUCCUGCUCUCUAUGGGACCGAUUCAGACCUGAGUUAUGCACUUGUAAAUGGAACUAAUUCCCUUUUUAUGCGCUUUUCUCUAAAACGUAGUCUGUGCUUGAAUUUAAAAAAUGUUUCAGCCAGCUAUUCUUUCGGGGUGGAGAUCAGAGAAAUGAAUAAAUAAAAAAACUGAAAUAUUACAUUUA
Salmo salar (Atlantic salmon) is the source of this 5365-nucleotide messenger RNA. The record is from RefSeq and is a predicted model, not a curated record. NCBI's taxonomy places the organism in Eukaryota, Metazoa, Chordata, Actinopteri, Salmoniformes, Salmonidae.